AUGCCGCGUCCUAGGAGAACGCGUCGUACCCAAGCCCCCGCCAUCGCCGCCGUGGCUGCUGCUGCGCCAGAGGACAAGUCUAGCCCUGCGCCUGCCUCGGGUAGUGACAUCUACAGCCACAGCGAUCGCGAACAUUCAGUUAUCAGAAAGGAGCAUGAGGAAGGAACGAGCACGCGCCUGCGGAGGAGCACCAGUUUGCGCCAGAAGCAGACGUUGAAGGAGACAGACCGCGCAGUAGACAAGGGCAAUGACGUUGAGAAGGAUACGAAGGGCAAAGCGAAGGAGGACCAACAGAAAUCCGAAUCAUCAGUUGAAGCGGGAAGGAAGACGCGCGCAACCCCGGUUCAGCAGAGGAGGGACACGACUGGCUUAGACAUGGAUGAUGAUUUGUUCGGGCUUGACACCACUUUGGGUGACGACGAUGAUGAUGCCGCCGCUGCGCCGCCGAGCGCACCACGCUCCGAUACCUCGACUUUUAGUGUCAGCAACUUCAGGCGUCGGGGCCGCGCGCCGAGCAUUAGCAUCAACAAGGACGACGCCCCCAUCAGACCAAGCAGUCGCGGAAUCAGUACACCAGGCAUCAGCUCUGUCUUUAACAUCGGGAAUUUCAGGCGCCGCCGGAGAGAGCCAAGUAUUCUGGGUACGGCACAGAAGGAGCGUGCCCAGCGCCCACUUGAGCCAUCAUCAGGACCGGAGUCUGGAGAUGAAGACGAGGAGGACUUCAAUCCUGAGGCUGAAUCGACACCUAUCAACAACCGGCGCAGAACACGGCCGCCUCCUGCAGCGGAAACAGACUCAGAAGCCGAGGCCGAACCAGUCCCCGAAUCUCAACAGGUCUUAGCACCGGAUUCGCAACCCGAGAAAGAGGCCGCGGUUGCUUCGAGCACCAGAUCCCGCAAGCGAAAGAGCUUAGAGAGCCAUGAAGAGACAGAGCGUCCUGGGAAAGCAUCGCGAACUGAGCCUGAGCCUGAACUCGCAGAUGACAGUGACUCAUCGCUCUCUGACUUGCCUUCGCCCGCGUUACUGACCCCUACGCGAGGAUCAAACCUUCCGCGACCGGUCACACCGAACCAAGACGAGAUCAUGGCUCCGCCUGAGAGCAGCGGUUCGGAAGACGAUGAUGGGGUGUGGCCUGAUAUUCACACCCUCGCCAAACAACGCCGUCGACGCGCCUCACCUACCACACCAACACGAGACGGUAACAUAUCUGAUGCAUCUUCCCCACCCUCUCUCACUCACUCACCCAACUUCCCUGCAACACGCAACAAGUCGCGGCAGAAGAAACAGCAGAAAAAAGUGACCACGGCGGAUCUUACUGGUCUCCUUCCUCAGAGACGCCACAAGAAGAACAGAGAUCCACUGGAUGUGGACGAGUCUGAUGAUGAGGUCGAUACCUCUAAUUUAGGCCAGGGCGAUGACGAGCUUUCAUACAUUGAUGCUCGCACUCGUUCUAGACGCGCAAGGACUACGCCGCUCAACCGCAGCUCAGCCAACCGACCUCCAUCCCGCGGUAGCAAGGCUACUGCGUCAGUCGCGAAGUCCAAGGCGACGCCAGGAAGCAACCGCCCUUCAACGCGCACCUACAGUCGCCGUCUGUCGGACAAGGAGAACCAGGUUGAAGUUGAAGACGAAGUCGAGGGAGAGAACUUGGCACCGGCCCAAGACGAAGCGAUCGAUAGCCAAGAGAGCAGCGACCCAACCCGGACCGCCGAUGAGCUUAAGCAGGCUGUGCGAAAGUUCAAGGAAGUUGAUCGCUGGGAACUGGAGUUUGAGGAGGUGACGGAGGACUCGUCGCCGACUCGGGAUGCGCGGUGA
This is a messenger RNA of Colletotrichum truncatum, 1815 nucleotides long. RefSeq lists its product as uncharacterized. Lineage: Eukaryota; Fungi; Ascomycota; Sordariomycetes; Glomerellales; Glomerellaceae. The record is from RefSeq and is a predicted model, not a curated record.